ACUUCUCAUCUAUCAAUUCAAAGAAAAAAAAAAACUUUUUGACAUGAAGAAGGGUGCAGUUGUGGCAGUGAUGAUGGGUCUGGCCAUGGUGAUGUUCAUGGUGAAGCCAGGAGAGGGGUUGAGUUGUAUGCAGAUUGAGUCAAUGCUGGCUCCAUGCAUGCCUUACCUCCUGAACGAUGGCACUCCAUCGGAAUCAUGCUGCAGUGGGGUUAGGAGCCUGCAAUCCUCUAUGCCCACCACCACAGACCGGCGCGCAGCCUGUGAAUGUGUGAAGCAAGCAGCCAGCCAAUACCAGGGCAUAAAGCCUGAUGCUGCCAACCAGCUACCUAAGAAGUGUGGGAUUGAAUUCAGCAUGCCCAUCUCUAAGGAUAUUGACUGCAGCAAGAUUUCUUAGAGUGGAGGCUAUUGGGGUUGAAGAAUAAAGAGGAAUCCCACUAAAGCUUGUGAUGUAUGUGUGUGUUCGGUGAAUGUGGUUCUCCUGAGUCACGAGAGAACCAUUGAUGUAUGGAAUAUUAUGUUAAAUAAAAUGAGUUCAAAGUUAUGUAUCAACACAA
Messenger RNA from Tripterygium wilfordii, 554 nucleotides. Its product is annotated as non-specific lipid-transfer protein 1-like. Bases 44 to 394 code for a protein of 116 amino acids. Gene Ontology annotation, biological process: lipid transport. Gene Ontology annotation, cellular component: membrane. The record is from RefSeq and is a predicted model, not a curated record. Gene Ontology annotation, molecular function: lipid binding. The transcript is spliced from 2 exons. Lineage: Eukaryota; Viridiplantae; Streptophyta; Magnoliopsida; Celastrales; Celastraceae.